AUGCCGACCCUUGAGAGGCUGCGCAAAGGAGCCACCGGCAUCGUCUACAAAGUAGAUUCCACUAUCGUCGUGAAGUGUCCAACACCUGAAGGACAUGGUGAUUUUAUCAAGGAAAACCAGAUUUUCAACAUCCUGGCGCGAUAUCCACCUUGCCCUGAAAUUGUGACUAGUUACCUGCGCCUCGACAACGGCAAUUUCCUAGAGUACAUGCCAGCAUUCUCUCUCUCCGAACGUUUGCAACGCCACCAGGUCAGAGAUCCGAAGUCCACGCGAGUCUUAUCAGUACGGUGUGUCGAGGCCCUUCCAUUGCGCCAGACAUGGAUGAAAGCAAUCGCUGAGGGCGCUGCUUGGCUCGAAUCCCUCGGUCUUGCUCACGGUGAUCUGAAGCCCGAAAAUGUCUUGCUUGAUAAACAGAACCGCGUCAAGCUUGCGGAUUUCGACUGUGCGAAUACCAUCGGUUCGGAGUUCGAGGCUUGUAUACCUCCGUAUGGGCGGCUCCUUGGAAGUGAAGCCGGGUCAGAGGAAGGGACUGCGGGACAGCUUGGAGUUCGUACGGAAACAUUCGCGCUUGGCUCCAUAUUCUACUUUGUCAAUUAUGGAUUUGAGGUUUAUGACGACCAAGAUUUUGGCGAGGAUCAUGGACCGGUUGUUGUAAAGUGGCUGCAGACAAUGGUGUUUCCGACACUCGGUCGUGAUUCUAGGCUGGAUUUUAUUAUUGACGAUUGUUGGCAUGGUAGAUUCGAGUCAGUUGCGGCGCUGUCGAAAGCUAUCUCGCAGCAGUGUGGCUUGAAGAACUAUUCAUCUCAAGCUUCUUCACCGGAGGAAUUUGCAGCGCGUCGAGCAUAUUGUUUACAGCUCAUUGAAGAAGGCAUUCUUGAUAAUUUCCCCAAGGUAGACUGA
Molecule: messenger RNA, 900 nt
Organism: Cadophora gregata
Lineage: Eukaryota; Fungi; Ascomycota; Leotiomycetes; Helotiales; Ploettnerulaceae
Exons: 1
Coding region: 1-900 (299 amino acids)
Biological process (GO): positive regulation of canonical NF-kappaB signal transduction; protein phosphorylation; innate immune response
Molecular function (GO): ATP binding; JUN kinase kinase kinase activity
Source: RefSeq, a predicted model, not a curated record